This is a messenger RNA of Vigna umbellata (rice bean), 616 nucleotides long. Its product is annotated as GATA transcription factor 16-like. Gene Ontology annotation, biological process: regulation of DNA-templated transcription. Lineage: Eukaryota; Viridiplantae; Streptophyta; Magnoliopsida; Fabales; Fabaceae. Gene Ontology annotation, molecular function: zinc ion binding; sequence-specific DNA binding. The record is from RefSeq and is a predicted model, not a curated record.
UGGCCAUUUUCCUUUUUGCUGCAUGCGAUUCGUUUCGGUAUUAGUAAGAUUGGUAAUGAUGGAUCUGAAGGAAUGGUCUUCUCCAGAGCUCAACGAGAGCAAGAAAUGCUGCUCCGAUUGCAAAACCACCAAGACUCCUCUGUGGAGAGGAGGACCAGCUGGACCUAAGACUCUGUGCAACGCCUGCGGAAUCAGGUACCGGAAGAGAGGGAGUUGUUCGAGGAAGAGAGAGGAGGUGGUGGUGUUGCACCGGACAUCCUCUGUUGUGAAGAAACAGAGGUGGAAGAUGUUGGGAGAAGAGGAACAGGCGGCUGUGUGUUUGAUGGCCCUGUCCUGUGGUUUUUUUACCAUUCCUUCACUUACCGCAUUCCAGGUAACCUAAUUACCAGUAAUCCACAAUCCGACAAUCCUUUUUUCAUGUCGUAUUAUACCUAACCUCGUAUCUCUGUUUGUCUUUGAGCUUUGUAAAGGUCUUAUGUAUUGUUGAUGAUGUUAGGGCCUAGAGGGAAUUGUUUCCCCUUUUUCUUUUACGCUGUUAAUAGAUAGGUUGAGUUAGUUAGUUAGUGAUGUAAGUAUUCCAUGAUCAAUGGCUGCACUUUUCUCUUCCUUUCUGUUC